AUGUCAUCAGCUGGUGUAACGCUAAGCCCGGUUCGUAGCGAGCCAUCGAUGAUUCGUGCGAACUCUUGCGCUGAUUCCUUCCCAGACGAGACCAUUUUGAUCUACUUAACACUCCCCGGAUCUGUGAUACCGAUGCGAGUGCUCGAGUCCGACUCCAUCGAAUCCGUCAAGCUCCGGAUUCAGUCUUACCGUGGCUUCGUGGUGCGGAACCAGAAACUCGUCUUCGGUGGACGAGAGCUAGCUAGGAGCAACUCCAACAUGCGUGACUACGGCGUGAGUGAAGGCAACAUUCUUCAUUUGGUGCUCAAGCUCUCAGACCUCCAGGUCCUUGACGUGAAGACCACUUGUGGGAAACACUGCAGGUUCCACGUGGAGAGAGGGAGGAACAUUGGCUAUGUGAAGAAACAGAUUUCGAAAAAGCAUGGUGGAGACUUUGCUGAUGAUGAAGAGAUACUUUACGAAGGUGAGAAGCUUGAGGACCAGAGUCUGAUUAAUGACAUUUGCAGAAACGAUGACUCUGUUUUGCAUCUGCUUGUGAGGAGAUCUGCUAAAGUUCGUGCUAAGCCUGUGGAGAAGAACUACGAGCUGUCUAUUGUAGCCCCACAAGCUGCUAAACCCACUCUGCCACCGAGGAAUGGUUCUAGUAACCUCUCUUUGGAGCCGCUUGUGAUUAACUCCAAGGCGAAGUUACCUGAAGUGGUUGAAGAUAUGAUUCAAGCUGCUGCUGAUGGGUUGAGAAGUGGGAAUGCUCCGGUGAGGUCAAGAGAAGGAACAGGAGGAGCUUACUUCAUGCAGGGCUCAUCAGGGAACAAGUUUGUUGGUGUGUUUAAGCCGAUUGACGAGGAGCCAAUGGCUGAGAACAACCCACGUGGCUUACCGCUUUCGCCGAACGGUGAAGGUUUGAAGAAAGGGACAAAGGUUGGAGAAGGUGCGUUGAGGGAGGUUGCUGCUUAUGUUCUUGAUCAUCCCAAGAGUGGGAGACGGUCUUUCUCUGGUGAAGAGAGAGGUUUCGCUGGUGUGCCUCCAACGGCUAUGAUUGAGUGUUUGCAUCCUGGGUUUAACCAUCCUAAAGGAGUCAAAACCAAGAUUGGGUCUAUUCAGAUGUUUACAGAGAAUGAUGGUAGCUGUGAAGAUAUGGGUCCGGCUUCGUUUCCUGUGGAGGAAGUUCAUAAGAUCUCUGUGUUGGAUAUCAGAUUGGCUAAUGCAGAUAGGCAUGGUGGAAACAUUUUGAUGAGCAAGGACGAAAACGGAAAGACUGUUUUGGUCCCAAUUGACCAUGGUUACUGCUUGCCUGAAAGCUUUGAGGAUUGCACGUUCGAGUGGCUUUACUGGCCACAAGCUCGGAAACCAUACUCUUCUGAGACUUUGGAGUACAUAAGAUCACUGGACGCAGAAGAAGAUAUUGCUCUCUUGAAGUUCCAUGGAUGGAAUGUGCCAAUGGAGACGGCUCGGACGCUAAGAAUCUCAACGAUGCUUCUGAAGAAAGGAGUGGAGAGAGGACUGACAUCGUUUGAGAUUGGAAACAUAAUGUGCAGAGAGACUCUGACCAAGAAGUCUCUAGUGGAGGAGAUGGUAGAGGAAGCUCAAGAAGCUGUGCUUCCAUGGACGAGCGAGAACGCGUUCCUUGAAGCAUUGGCUGAUGUGAUGGAUUACUAUCUUGAUGAGGUGGUUCGCUCUCAGGAACACUAG
Molecule: messenger RNA, 1689 nt
Organism: Microthlaspi erraticum
Lineage: Eukaryota; Viridiplantae; Streptophyta; Magnoliopsida; Brassicales; Brassicaceae
Source: the annotation of a GenBank genome assembly